AUGGAUGUGCGCGACAAGCUAACGUUGGCGCACCCGGCGACAACCUUGAGCACCCCGAGCAGCGUCAUCACGCCGAGUGCCUUACCAUUCCAGAAUUUCGUCACCGGACCCACCGUGUCUCCAUCCUCGCGGUUCGCAACCAGCUCAGUCAUGCAGGCCUCUGAAAACUCGACCCAGUUCGCUAAUGUCAUCGAUGAUACCAAGGACAAGGCUGCGCUCUCCUUCAUCCUAUCGUCAUCCGAUUCCGAAUCGGAUACUGAGGAAUCGAACACCAAGAUGCGUAGUUCUCUUAUUGGAGCCAACGUUACUAAGCGGAAGCGUAUCGUGGUGCCUUCAACUUCUGAUGCCGGGGCACCUGUCCGGAAGGGCAGCAAGUUCUGUACCGUUGAAGGGUGCACCAGUCGCGCCAAACACGCCAAGCGAUGCUGGAAACACGGCGGAUCUGUAAAGUGUAAGGUGCCUGAUUGUAUCAACCGCGCCAAGUCCAAGGGUGUCUGCUGGUCUCAUGGUGGCGGAACCGUCUGUUCGUUCGAAAACUGCGAUACCAUCGCCGUGUCGAAUGGAUUCUGCUGGGCCCAUGGAGGCGGCAAACGAUGUCAGGUUCCGAAUUGCUCCAAGCCAGCGUAUGAACGUACGCAGAACUAUUGUCAGACGCAUUACGAAGAGUUGGGCGUCGCUGGAACUAGCUAG
Messenger RNA from Phytophthora nicotianae INRA-310, 690 nucleotides. RefSeq lists its product as hypothetical. Lineage: Eukaryota; Oomycota; Peronosporomycetes; Peronosporales; Peronosporaceae. The coding region runs from base 1 to 690 and encodes 229 amino acids. The record is from RefSeq and is a predicted model, not a curated record. The transcript has a single exon.